AAGCCAGCUUCUCUGCCAUUCAAAUGGCGCCUUACGUCAAAUGAACGUCAUCCAAUAAUGUGAAAUUUCCGUUGAAGCAAUUCAAAGUCGCACCGUUUAACGUUUUUGUCUCGACCUUUGAAAAUAGAUAAGAUGACGAGAAAGAGAAAAUCCAAGACGGAUUGCAGGGGCAAAGUCCCCACCAAAAAACUCCGGUCGUCCUGCUACUUCGACGACCUACCCCAAGAAAUCAUAGUGCACAUAUUCUCCUUCCUGCCGGGCAUCGAAAUAUCCAAGAACAUAUCCCUCGUGUGCAAGAAGUGGAACGAGAUUGCAGGGACUCCUUCUUUGUGGAAAUCCAUCCAGGCGGAUCAGCAAGUCCCCACUAGUAUCCUGCUGAAAUGGCUUCAGAAUUCUCCCCUUCUUCAGGAAAUCCAUUUGUCGCACAGGAACGACACCGACGAGAUUGUUCGGGCCAUCGGGAGAUGCUCCAGGAACCUCCAGUUCAUAAAGAUCGUCGAUUGUUGGGGUUCCAAGAAGAGCAUGUGCAUCAGGAGCAAGAACCUCUGCGAUCUGCUGAAGAAAUGUCGUAGAUUGGACACUUUUCACUUCAGUGGCGUCAAAAUACUCUCUUGUAAAUUUUUCCAGUUGCUAUCAACCAGGAAAUGUUGCGGGCGUAAAAAGAAAUCUUGCAGUUACUACGGUCCGGUGAACAGUAAACAGAUGAAGGCCCUGUUGGAAUCGCUGAGUAAAACUGAAGUUUACGGAGGAGCCUCAGUGGCUGCGGCCAAGAAGAAGAUCUUUAUUGAUCUCGAUAAUAACAGUAUGAACAACUUCGAGAGCCUUUGGAGAGACAUCGUGAGCGAUGGGGGUGUUAUUAAUGAGGUUGACGAUGCUACAGAUGCUAAUCUGUAGUGAGAUACACUGAAUAUGUGAGUCCGUUCUAAAUUUAAGAGAAAAACAUGUUGUUUCGAUUGUUCUUGAUGUAUUACAAAUGGAAAAUAGUUCUGCUAUUGGAACUCUUAGAAAUUCUUGUGGUGACAGUGUUUAAUUUGUGGAUUAUAUUCGGAAACGUUUUGUUGUCAUUGUGUUCUAUUAUGGAAUUGGAAGAGGUAAAGAGUACCAGCAACAAUUGUGGAUUAAUUCUAUAUAAUAUUU
Molecule: messenger RNA, 1137 nt
Organism: Coccinella septempunctata (seven-spotted ladybird)
Lineage: Eukaryota; Metazoa; Arthropoda; Insecta; Coleoptera; Coccinellidae
Product: F-box/LRR-repeat protein 7-like
Exons: 1
Coding region: 133-894 (253 amino acids)
Molecular function (GO): protein binding
Source: RefSeq, a predicted model, not a curated record